AUGGCAGCAGUCCUUACGUUUUCCGCCGCAGCAGCGGUGCCUCUGGCACUGCUCUUGGCUAUGUGCUGGACGAGCGCGUCGCUGACGUACGUGCUCGUCGCCAUCACGUCGUGCUUGGCACUGUAUUGGGCAGCGGAGGUGGUGCGGUACCGUCGGAUGCGGGGCAAUCUGCCCGGACCUGGGUGGACAACACCGUUUGGCAUUGGUGCCCUCGUGACCAUGGUGUUGCGCCCGGUGGAGUUCUGGACACAACAGGCGGAGUACAGCCGUAAUGGCUUCAGCGUCAACGCCAUGCUGGGCAGGUUCAUGGUGUUCGUGACGGACGGCAGCCUGUGCAAUCACGUCUUCGGCAACCUGCAGGACUACGUGCUGUUCGCACACCCGAACGCCCGCUUUCUCUUCGGGGCCGAAAACCUAAUCUACAUGGAGCAAGAUGAGCACAAGCGCUUCCGCAAUCUCCUCAUGCCCGGCGUGUACAGCAAAGCUGCACUGGCCUGCUAUCUGGAAUGUCAGGAGAAAGCAUGCCACAGUCACUUGCAGAAGCUGGUCGGCAAGGGAGAAGUAGACGCUCGGCUUAUGCUGAGGCUCAUGAACGCUGAGGCCAGUCAGGAGAGUUUCGUCGGUCCCUACCUGACACCGGACCAGAAGAAGCAAAUAACGGAGGACAUUCUAACGUUCACACUUGGAUUCCUGUCGUUUCCCAUCGCUUUUCCGGGAUCUGGCCUGUGGAAGGCGAUCCGUGCAAGAGAAACAAUUAGAACUCUGCUCACACCGAUAGCCGCUGAGUCAAAGCAGAUCAUGGAGAACGAUGCCAUGCCGGCACAGUGUGUCAUGGACUUCUGGGCCAAAGAGGUUGUAUCUAGACGCACUGAUGGAGAAGAAGACGCCGUAAGCAAUCCCGACAUGGCGUCCACGGUUCUCGACUUCUUCUUCGCCAGCCAAGAUGCGACAACGUCCGCAGUGGUCUGGGCAUUGCAUCUGCUGACCAAGGACCAGCAGGGCGAGCGGGUGCUGGAGAACAUGCGUCAGGCGGUAGGUGCCUUUCUACCGGCGUCGGAGAGGCCACCCAUGUGCGAGGUGGUUGCCCCAGGCACCUACAUACACACGUGUGCUCUGGAGUGCCUUCGAGCACGCCCGCCCGUACCCAUGGUGCCGCAUCUCACCAAACACGAGGUCGUGCUAGACGGAAAGCUUAAGGUACCGGCCGGGAGCAUGGUCAUACCGUCGAUCAGCAUCGCGGCCGAACACGAGCCCUACGCGGGAGUGUUCAAUCCGGAUGACGGCGGCGGCGCCAAGGAUGGACAGUUCAACAGCACGCUCGUGUUUGGCGCCGGCCAGCACAAGUGUCCCGGUCGGAUGUACGCCGUCCAGCUGCUUGCCGUCUUCAUGGCCGUGCUGGCGCGCGAUUUCACCGUCAAGCGGCGCCUUACAGCACAGAGUCACAAUGCCAUAUACCUUCCUACGCUAGUACCUGCGGACAACUGGUAUGUGUUUGACAGCGUGUCCAGAGAAAAAAAUUAA
Sycon ciliatum is the source of this 1521-nucleotide messenger RNA. RefSeq lists its product as uncharacterized. Lineage: Eukaryota; Metazoa; Porifera; Calcarea; Leucosolenida; Sycettidae. Gene Ontology annotation, molecular function: heme binding; oxidoreductase activity, acting on paired donors, with incorporation or reduction of molecular oxygen; monooxygenase activity. The transcript has a single exon. The record is from RefSeq and is a predicted model, not a curated record. The coding region runs from base 1 to 1521 and encodes 506 amino acids. Gene Ontology annotation, biological process: sterol metabolic process.